Molecule: messenger RNA, 2169 nt
Organism: Vicia villosa (hairy vetch)
Lineage: Eukaryota; Viridiplantae; Streptophyta; Magnoliopsida; Fabales; Fabaceae
Product: probable WRKY transcription factor 31
Exons: 5
Coding region: 182-1684 (500 amino acids)
Biological process (GO): regulation of DNA-templated transcription
Molecular function (GO): sequence-specific DNA binding; DNA-binding transcription factor activity
Source: RefSeq, a predicted model, not a curated record
GAGACUUGAUAUUAACCCAUACACUUCCCUUUCUUUUUUCUCUCUCUUUGACUUCGUCACUCUCUUCUUCUUUCUUUUCCACCUCUCCAUUUUUCUUUCUAUAUAUCUUUAUUUCUCAUUCUUUCCUCAUUCAUCUUCGUUCCUAUCUUUUUACUACUACAAUUAUGACAUCUUCUCAAUAAUGAAUUCUAGAGAAUUGAACAUGAUGAAAUUUCCAAUGAGUUUAAUUAGCACUUGGUCUGAUGAUCACGAUGAUAAUGAUCAAGAUCACGAACAUGAAGAUGAUCAUCACCGUCCUCGUGUUAUUGUCGAUGAAGUCGAUUUUUUCUCGGAUAGAAAGGAGAAAUCAUCGUCGCCGGAUGAUCAUGUUUCCGGCGAGAAUAAUCAGAUUUAUGAUCCUCAUUGCAAUCUCGAUGCUGACCAUGUCAACACCGGUUUGCAACUGCUGAUUACUAAUAUUGGAAGUGAGUUGGAGGAUGAAACUGCAAUAAAUGGUGGAGAUAAACAUGUCAAGAAUCUUCAGUUUCAGUUGCAAGAAGAGCUUAGACUUAAGAAUGUAGAAAAUCAACGGUUGAAGGAGAAGCUAAGUGAUUUGCAAAUGCGUUAUGUGUCUUUAAUGCAACAGAAUCAACGAAAUGAAGCUUCGGAAAAUGAGACUGUGAAUGGAAAAGCUGAGGGGGGAGAUUCUGUGUCUAGGAAGUUUGUGAGUGGUUCAACAUCAGAAGUAGUUGAUCCAAAAGUAUUACAUUCUCCUAAUUUGGAUGAAAGAAAGCGAUCAAAGUCGCCUCGGAACAACAAUAAAACUGAUCAGAAAGAGCCUGAUCCAGAAUCAACAGAUCAACUGGUACAAGUUUGGGAGCCAAAUAAACUUCCAAGAUUAAACCCUUCCAAUGCCACUGAUCAGGCUGCUGCUGAAGCUACUAUGAGAAAAGCACGCGUCUCGGUUCGUGCCCGAUCAGAAGCCCACAUGAUCAAUGAUGGCUGCCAAUGGCGAAAAUAUGGACAGAAAAUGGCAAAGGGAAACCCUUGUCCUCGAGCAUAUUACCGAUGCACAAUGGCAGUCGGUUGCCCCGUUCGCAAGCAAGUUCAGCGUUGUGCUGAGGACAAAACAAUUCUGAUAACAACAUAUGAAGGGACACACAGUCAUCCACUGCCACCUGCUGCUAUGCCGAUGGCGUCAACCACCGCAGCCGCUGCCACCGUCUUACUAUCUGGAUCAAUGUCAAGUGCUGAUGGGGUGGUGAACCCAAAUUUACUAUCUAGAAUUCUUCCAAACUGCUCUUCCAGCAUGGCCACACUCUCAGCAACAGCACCAUUUCCUACUGUCACACUAGACCUCACACAUGACAACACAGAUAAUAACAAUAACCAAACUUCCCAUUCCCAAUUUCAUCUUGGACAGCCUCAAAACUUUGGAUCAGGACAAUUACCACAAGUCAUUGCACAAGCACUUUAUAACCAAUCCAAAUUCUCUGGCCUUCAACUGUCUCAAGAUGUUGGAGGCUCUUCCCAAUUGCACUCAUCUCAACAAGCUUCAUCACUCAGUGCUGCCAUCACUGCUGAUCCAAACUUCACCGCAGCAAUCGCCGCCGCUAUCUCCACCAUAAUUGGUGCUGGUUCUCCCAACAACAACAGCAACAACAACAAUCCUAAUAUCCUCAACAGUGCUGCUUACAAUCAGUAGUUUUUUUUUUCUUUCAGGAAACUAUAAACUCUUUGGUUCUAUAUUUGGAUUUAGUUAUAUUUUUCUUGCAAUUAUUUUUUUAUUUUUUAAAAAAGAAAGUGUUUGAAGCAAAAUGAAUUUGUGGAUGUUCAUAUUGCUUUUGCUCACUAGGUUUUGGAAUACAACAUUUCUUUCGUUCUUCAUUGUUUCAUUUUUUAUUUUUAUAGAAAGCAUUGUUUCAUCUUCAUUAUCUACCCAAGAAAUAAUAACUAUAGUAUUCAAUUUUUUCAUUUUAUUUAUUCUUUUUUAAACUUGGUCUCCUUAUUAUUAGUUAACUUAACCUACAUUCUAAAAAUAUUUAAAACAACAUGCAGUCCAUGAAGCCCUAAAAAUGCGCCUAAAGCUAUAUAAAUAAUGUGGGGAGAAAGUAAUAGUUUUUUCCAUUGGUCAAGAAACACUGCUCUCUUAAUAUAUACAUUGAAUUGAGUCAUGGAGGUUCACGCCAA